Xenia sp. Carnegie-2017 is the source of this 1643-nucleotide messenger RNA. Its product is annotated as cyclin-dependent kinase 14-like. Gene Ontology annotation, biological process: protein phosphorylation. Lineage: Eukaryota; Metazoa; Cnidaria; Anthozoa; Malacalcyonacea; Xeniidae. The record is from RefSeq and is a predicted model, not a curated record. The transcript is spliced from 7 exons. The coding region runs from base 518 to 1624 and encodes 368 amino acids. Gene Ontology annotation, molecular function: cyclin-dependent protein serine/threonine kinase activity; ATP binding; cyclin binding. Gene Ontology annotation, cellular component: nucleus; cytosol; cytoplasm.
UACUUGAAUUCAUGCAUUGUUGAUUUUAUGAUAUUUUUCACCUGAGCCUUAUGGAAAUUCAUUUUACACAAGGUUAGGAAGGAAAUUGGAAAAGGAAGUAGAAGUGGAAAAUAGAAAACGCUGUGAAGACGGUUAUGUUCAAACCCCCAACGUUUUGCACGUACUUGCUCAAAUUAACGAAUGUGAAAUGCUAUGCCUUUCUCAUAAUUUGUCUGAGAAUCCACGAACGGAAAUCAAUCAAUGGCUUUUUCAGGGCUCAUCCGUUUAUCGCCAGCCGAGGAAAGGAGACGAACAAGAGAAUUGAACACAACAACACAUAAAAGGAGAAAGUUAAAAAUUAUAAAGCUUUUACCUGUAACAGCAGUAAGAUGUGAGAAACUGUGAAAUUAGAAGAGUGAACUUUAAAAAACCGAACAAAACUGUGAAGCGUGCAUUGGUUGUAUGAAAUAUGUAAUUUCUGGUCAACAAAAUUACAGCAGCUAAUGAACAAACUGAGCUGACAAAAAUAUCGGCUUUUAUGGCCAUUAUAUAUUGCAGUCGUCGACUAGAUAUGGAAACUUUCUACAUCGAGCGGAAACUGCACUUAAACACGAUAAUUUACAAGACCUUUGCAAUGACAUACUAUCAGAAGUUUUACCAGAUAAACUCGUUUCUCUUUAUGGAAGUAAGCAACGAGGCGAACGAAAUAAAACAUCAGCAGCGAAAAGGGACAUCGGACGACUCCGUGAACAAACGAACAGAUUCCAAAAUCAAAAAGCUCAGAAAAAGAGUAUCGCAAGGAUUACGUCUAUCUUUACCAAUAUCUCUUGCAAAAGAAGAAAACGCUCAAGAUGAUCACAUGGACAAAGUGCCACUACCAGACCAAACAGAAACAACUAUUGAUAUAAAAAAAACGACAGUACGACGUGUUCUGUCGGACACAACAUACCUUCAUGCUCCACAACAAGAAAUCCUACCUGUGAGAACAAGACAACGCCUACGAAGGACGUACUCAGAAAAUGCAGAAGACGAUCCAAGGCCACGAUCUAGAUCAGUGUCUUUUACCAGUCCUCCUGAGUCACCUUUUGGUAAGAUGAAUCACUAUGAAAAGCUAGAACUUCUUGGAGAAGGAUCAUACGCAAGCGUUUUUAAAGGAACAAGCAACAUAACCAAUCAGACGGUAUCUUUCUUCUCCAACACAACCAAUCGGACUGUAUCUUUCUUCUCCAGCAUAACCAAUCAGACGGUAUCUUUCUUCUCCAACAUAACCAAUCAGACUGUCUCUAUCUUCUUUAACACAACCAAUCAGACUGUAUCUUUCUUUUCUAGCAUAACCAAUCAGACUGUAUCUUUCUUUUCUAGCAUAACCAAUCAGACUGUAUCUUUCUUUUCUAGCAUAACCAAUCUGACUGUAUCUUUCUUUUCUAGCAUAACCAAUCAGACUGUAGCUUUAAAAGAGAUCCGUCUACAACUAGAUGAAGGUGCACCUUUCACAGCGAUACGUGAAGCCUCGUUGCUUCAGGAAUUAAAGCAUGCGAACGUUGUUAAACUUCACGAUAUCGUUCACACCAAAGAAACACUCAUGUUCGUUUUAUUUUUGAAUAGCCUCGUUGCUUCAGGAAUUAAAGCAUGCGAACGUUGUUAAACUACACGAUAUCGUUCAC